This is a messenger RNA of Gadus morhua (Atlantic cod), 1000 nucleotides long. RefSeq lists its product as uncharacterized. The coding region runs from base 1 to 891 and encodes 296 amino acids. The transcript is spliced from 6 exons. The record is from RefSeq and is a predicted model, not a curated record. Lineage: Eukaryota; Metazoa; Chordata; Actinopteri; Gadiformes; Gadidae.
AUGGCAUUGGACAGUGAGUACGUCAAUCAAACCGUCAUACUGCACUCCCCCUUCCCCCCGCCCGUUCGUGACCGCUUCGUGCACUUGAUUGAAGCUGUGCUGAGAGGCAAAUCCGGAGGUGAAGAAGUACUACAGGAGUACCAAACAACAGAAACCCUGACAGAUGCUGCAAGAAGACAAAUGGUUAACAUCCUGGUGGCUCACAUGAUUGACAAUCAUGGGCACCUUCCCACUAAAGAAACCAGAGAGGAUUAUGCACAUGGGAUAGUGAUGCUGUUCCCUUCCCUCAGGGAUCCAUAUUCCAAGAAGGGCUAUGUGGACCAAGACUUCACUCUCCUAUUUGAUGAUGACACAUCCUCCAGGCUUCUUCAGAAAUGGGAUUUGUUCUUCAAGCCAAAUGUCAUAAAAGAGGCUAAGCAGCUCACUUCAACACCAGAGUUGCGUCACUUGGUGCAGUCAGCAGAAAGUCCCCAAGGAGCUCCAGGGGGACUGAAGUCUCCAAAAAUUAGUGCAUCUGAUGCAGUUGAGAGACUUGUUGUCUUUCAUAAGUCAUGCUGCAGUUUGGAGGAGCAUCUCCGCAACCAGCAGGGUCGACAGCCAUACCUCCUUGCGGUCGGGCGUCAGAAGAGCAAGAUUGACAGCUUCUAUAUCACCAUGGAUAAGCAUCUCAUCCCAUGCAAGGCAAUCCGCUUCCUCGGGGCAUGCGAUGAACUUUUCAAAGCACAUUUUGUGUUUAAUUUGUCUUACGAUGUGGCACUAGUGAAUUUUUACACGUUCCUGCAGACAACAGUGUAUAACAUUGAUGUGGGGAAAAUGAAGGAGUCGCCCAGACUUAGAGAAUUGAGAGCGAGACUGCUUAACCAUCCAGGAGCACUUACACCUUGUGAAUAAGAAUACUUUUGGUUGGAGAUCACGUUAUUUUUUUGUCUAAUAAGCUAUUUACAGAGAGUGUGGAAAGAUGUCUGUAUUAAAAAGUGUGGAAAGAUGUCUAUUAAAAAUG